Molecule: messenger RNA, 1657 nt
Organism: Brassica rapa (field mustard)
Lineage: Eukaryota; Viridiplantae; Streptophyta; Magnoliopsida; Brassicales; Brassicaceae
Product: josephin-like protein
Source: RefSeq, a predicted model, not a curated record
UUCAGCAUCGACCUUCCUCCUCAACUCUGUUCUCAUAAACUGCUCUCACUCUUUUUAGAUAUGUCGGCUACAGAAACAAAACGGUGCAAUGCAAACACCAGACCAGUAACUUGUGGUAAGCAAUCCUCAUUCAACGGGUCCUAUGGUAAGAGUCCGGGAUGCACAACAAGCUGUGGCUUGAGGCUACCGAAGAAAACAGAAGCCACAGCAGCAAGACUAGUCAAGCUUCUCAGCUGUAAACUCGUUAAAGGGUUACGUCUAGUGGUGAUGAGGAGGAAGAAGAAGAAGAGAUCGCCACCAUUGAAGGCUUCUUCCACAGGUAGAUCUCAGCCUUCGGUCAUCUCUGUCCCUAAUGAUACCUGUAGAUCAGAGGCUAUAGAAGACUGCAUACAGUUCAUAAACUCCUCGACCUCCUUCAUAAGAUCAAGUUCUGUCAGUAACCGUACAUCUUAAGCUUUUAAUCAUACCCAUAAAUUUUCAAGAUUCUCGUAUUUUGAUCACUCGUUGGCGUACGCAAUAGCAUAUUAGAGAACUGAAUGUAAUAUCUAUAUAAUAGAAUAUAUAUAUAGAGCAGAAGAGAUCUUGUGAGCUUCGUUUAUGUACAAAAAGUCAUCUUUAUAUCUUUUGUGUUUAGCCUAAACUGAAAUCAAUCAUAUGCUUUUGUGGGAAAUCAAAAAAAUUCUAUAGUCCUAAUAGUGUUGUAGGAUGUGACCAGUUGCCUAUCUGCCAAGAACUCUAGCAUUGUUAGACAGACCAAGUAACACUCCCUGACCACAACAAUAACAACAACGUGCUAAUACAUUUGUUUUCGACUUAACCCUUACAGAUUAUCUUUGACCAAUGUCUUGAUGGAUUAAAAGACCAGAUUGCGAGAUUAACGCAUCAGUCUUUUGGCAACGAGGCAUGCACAAAACGGCCAUUGCUGGAACAUGUAUUUCAGCUGUGUUAAUAAAACCGCUGGUCCAAGAUUAUCGAAUGAAUUACUUUUAUUAAAUUGCAUUGAAAUAUUCCUUUUUCAUGAAGCUCGUGGCUGCUGUAAAGACACGUGAUGGUCGAAUAUUGGUUCAGUGAAGAAGCGGGAAGUAAACGGUUAACAGAAUUAUCGGAAGUCCAUUGCGUCUACUAAUCUAAGAAUAUGAGCUUAGCAUCAAGCCCAUAAGUGGCCCAAAUAAAUACAGUAUGGAAAUUGCAAGAUUAAACUUUUGCCAAAAUAGAAUAAUGAAUUGGAGAAGAAGACUGUUAAAGGGAAAAGCAAAUCUUAUGAACUUUGAAGUAGGCCUAUCAAAACAACAGAAAUGCAAUAACAAUUAUUUAAUCAUCCGUACGUUAAAUAAUAUGUAAGGAUAUGAACAGUGAUCAACUUUAUGUGGAAUAAAGGAAGAAUCCAACUAAUCCUCCCACUAAUUGCGUUAAUAAAGAUGCGAAAAUUAUUAUUUCUGGUGCGGGAAUAAUAUUUAUUUAACUUGGCCCUCACUGAAAAAAAUAUAUAAACAUCCAAAUCUCCAAAACAUUAAUAGCCAUAUCCCAUAUUAAGUACAAUAGUACAUUGUCGGUUUGUUUUUUUUUUUUGGUAAACAUGUUAAAAUUGAUUACCGUUUUCGAGUUUUUUACAGAGUUUACAGAGAAUUACAAGUAGCGGAAACAACAAACUACAACA